Penicillium cataractarum is the source of this 558-nucleotide messenger RNA. RefSeq lists its product as uncharacterized. The transcript has a single exon. Bases 1 to 558 code for a protein of 185 amino acids. Lineage: Eukaryota; Fungi; Ascomycota; Eurotiomycetes; Eurotiales; Aspergillaceae. The record is from RefSeq and is a predicted model, not a curated record.
AUGCAGCUAUUACCUUACAUUAACAAACCAAUCAUCAAGGCUGUCGUGUCAAGCUUUGCACAGGGAGACGGCCUUGACAAAGUACAAGCGGUGCUGUCAGCCAUUCUCAACUACUAUUUCCUCAUCGCAAAUUCCUUCCUCGUUUCAUUCAGCAGUGAAACUCCACAGAAACUACCUCCCUAUUUCAACAUCCGACGACAGAAUCAAAAUGGAGAACUGCAACACUGGGCUAUGCUCUUCAUACUUGACAAGGUUGUCACCUCAGCAUGGACGGAAGAGCUAUAUCCAAUGCUGCAGACCGUGAUUCCAAAAGACAGAGGAUGCUGGAUUAUCCUGUGGCGUGGCCCAAAGCUGCACUUCUUCAGUUAUCUCAACACCGCGGAUAAGUCCAAUGAGCUCGAUAAAUGUGUCCAUGACGAGGUUGCCUCCGGAAGUCUCCAUAUCAGGCAUGACAGUACCCAGAUCCACAGAAAUUUCAACCUUAUCCUGCAUACAGUGCCACAACUGAAAGGUCCAGUUUCCAAAGGUGCAAAAGACCUUUCGAAAGGAACAGCCUGA